Onychostruthus taczanowskii (white-rumped snowfinch) is the source of this 1205-nucleotide messenger RNA. RefSeq names its product translation initiation factor IF-2-like. The record is from RefSeq and is a predicted model, not a curated record. The transcript is spliced from 3 exons. NCBI's taxonomy places the organism in Eukaryota, Metazoa, Chordata, Aves, Passeriformes, Passeridae. Bases 1 to 819 code for a protein of 272 amino acids.
AUGUCGCUGCUCUCCGGUCCCCGCGGAGCAGCGCCGGGCUCAGCGCGGCUGAGGCGGAGCAGCCGCCCCUCGCCGGGCACCCCCUCGGCGUGGCGCGGGGCCUCCCAUGGCGCCGGCGGUGCACACCUGGCUGCGGGACAGGUGCCGGGCUCCUCAGGCGAUGCUCCAACCCCCGCAGCUCGGACUCCUCCCGCCCCGCCUCCGCUCCCCCUGCCCGGCUCGCCGGGGCAAGCCCCGCCCGCCGGGAAAGGGAACGCCUGCGCGAAGGGGGCGCCCGUGGCGGGCGCGUGGUGGUGCCCGCUUGGCUCUGCAGCAGAGGCGCCCCGGGAGCGGGGCUGUGGCUUGGGCGCUGGUUCUGAGGAGCCCUCGGAACAGAGGGAAACGCGGCCGUGGCUGAGGGCGUUCGUUCUGAGGAGCCCCGGGCUCGGCGGGAGCCACUUUUUGGCCGCCAGGUGCUGCAGCCCGCCCCGCGUUACAGCCGGUGCCGGCGGGAGGCCCUGGCCGUCCCCGGGGGAAGCAGUGCACCCUUUGGCCGUUCGCUGUGCACACCCUGCUCUGCCCCCACACUGGUUUCCGAGCAGUCAGCACCUGACUGGAGCAGAGCUGUCGUGUUUCCUUGUCAUCUGUGAAACUCGGCACUGCUGUUUUCUGCAAAGGUCAUGUGUCUUGCACCUCGAGUCGGUGAUCAUGUCUCUAGAACAAUGGCAAGAUAAAGCUGUCCCCCAUCUGAACCGAGGAUUUAAGCACUCUUGUCAACUCACACCUCUCGUGUCCACACUGAAGCUGAUGUGUGAGGGCAGCAGACGCAGAAAUAUCUGAACUUGUGUUGGUGUGACUGGUUCGUUAUGAAGCUGUGCAAACCCGUGAUUAUUCAAGCUUUGAUAUGGGCAAGUUACACUUGAAUGAAUUGUGAGAGGCUGAGGUAAACUUGUACUGGAGUACUUGCCACCAUGACCCCGUUGACACCAAUUCCAUACUAUGAAGAUAAGAACUAAAUUGUUAUGAGACUGCUCUGAAAAUCUACCAUCAAUCAAAAAUUAUACCUCUGCAGAUAGCUUGUUUCUGUGAUUGGGUGAGUCCUUAGUCUGCUGUAUUUCUUUUAAGACUGGCACUAAUUUUUCCCUAUCUUCUUUUGAAAAUGACUAUCUCUGUAAGAGAGCUUCCAUAUUAAAUGUAAAUAAAUAAAAGUAAACAAAAGCAAAUCA